Messenger RNA from Entrophospora sp. SA101, 768 nucleotides. NCBI's taxonomy places the organism in Eukaryota, Fungi, Glomeromycota, Glomeromycetes, Entrophosporales, Entrophosporaceae. The record is from the annotation of a GenBank genome assembly.
AUGCCAAAUCAGAAUUUUAUUACAUCUAACAAUGUUACCACCAAUAUUGCUAGCAACAAUAACAAUAAAAUAAGAAUAGAGAUAUUACGUAAAUUAUUAGUUCAUUCAGAUGGGCGUGACAAAUGUUUGAAAAUCUUGCAAUAUUUUAGUAAAAUAAUUUUAUUGCUUCAUGUAAAAAAAAACAAAUCCAAACAUCCAAUAUUAUAUUCAAGGCUUACAGCAUUAACCACACAAUUUUCAAAUACACGUAAAAUAAUUCGUUUAGCACAUUUUCUUGAACCAUAUUCCGAAUUUAAGGAAUAUAUUUUUGGUGCAAAAAAAGAUUUACCACCACCCGAAACUCCAUUACAUAAAAAGUCUGUAUAUUACCUUGGAUUUUUGAAUACAAUAUUUGGAAUUUUCAAUGAUAUAUUUGAUGAUUUGUAUUGUCUUGGUAAAAUUGGAAUAUUGGACAAAUCUGUUGCAGUAAGAGCAGAACCAAUUGCAAUCAGAUUAUGGUUUUUCGGUAUUAUGUUAGACAUAAAUGAUAUAAUAUAUAGAAUUAGGUUGACAAACCAAGAAAUCAAUAAUAUUAAUAUUGAAAAGAGUGCUAACGUUGAGAAAAUUAAGAAUAAUAAUUUAGAAUUAAAAUUAUUAAAAGAUAAAAAGUUCAUGUUGUAUAAUAAUUUAAUAAAAUUAUUUGCUGAUUUCAUAUUUUGUGAAAUUACUGGAAUGAUUGCUGGAAUUCUAAGUUUUUACAAACUAUGGAAGAAAGAAUUGACAAAAUAA